CUGGAACCGUUUCAUCCACUACUUCUACGAUUCCAUGAAUGCGCUUCCCCAUUAAGCAUUCUUCUCCAGCUUGCUUUGCAGAAAGGGCGAUCGAUCGAGCGGACGAGGAAGAAGAAGGAAGAAAGACGAGGGUCCGAUCGCUCACUUUGCUUGCUGGACACGGUUCUAGGGUUUCUAGAUUUGAAUCGAUGAACGAUCCGACGCAGAUGAUGAUGAAUCGUGGCUUCGGGAUCUGGCCCCCUCCGGCGCCGGAGGAUCCGAUGGGGUUUUCCAACCCCUCCCGGAUCCCUCCGCCCUUCGCCGCCCCAGGAGGAGCCAUGCCCGGUCGCAUCAUGAACUGGAAGGCUAAGACGGCGGCGGAUCACCGCAAGAAGAAGGCGGCCGCCGCUGCGGGAGGCGUGCCACUAGGUGGCGGUGGCGUGGCUGGCGUAUACAAUCCGCCCGCGCUCCAAGAGCUCCAGUACGAGAAUCGUGUAAAGGCGCGCCGGUUCUACCCCAAGAAGAAGUUCGUUCGUUCCGCCCCUUUCGCCCCCCGGAAUACGACCUCCUUCCUCAUCCGCGCCAAGAAGUCCGGAGGCAUCGCCCCGCUGGUCUCGCCAUGCCCCGUCACGCCGGCGGUCCUCCCGACUCCCAAGCUCUCCCCGACGCGCGAGGACCUCGCCGACAUGGUCAAGGAGGAGUGGGGCGUCGACGGAUACGGCUCCAUGAAGGGCCUGAUCCGUCUCCGGUCUCCGAGCGGCCACGAGAUCCGGCCCGGCGAGGAGGAAGACGACAACGACGAGGAGACGUCGAACGAGAGCGACGUGGAGGAACACUUGGAGGUCGAGCGCCGGCUGGACCACGACGUGAGCCGGUUUGAGAUGGUGUACCCCGGUGAGGAGCACGGGCCGGCCUCCGAGCUCCUGGAGAGCAGGGUGAACGGCCAGGAUGUGCACAUCGCGCAGCUCGAGGAGGAGAACAUGACGCUAAAGGAGCGGCUUUUCCUGAUGGAGAGAGAGGUCGCCGAUCUGAAGAAGCGGGUGCUGCUGCUGGAAUCCAUCAACGGCGUCAGGGAAGAAGACGACGACGACAAGAACAAUAACCACGACGGCAACGACGCCGCCGAGGAGGAGGACGGCGAGGAGUGCUCGGAAGGUAGCAGCAUCGGGGCUGCCAUGGCGGAUUAGUGGGCAAGAGUGAGGAGCAAACAAGAAGGAAGAAGAUGCAAGAACAUGAUUUUAGAAUUUCAAUCAAGCGUUGGGUUCCUACGAGCAAAAUGGAGAUCAAGUACAACAAUCACUGACGGGUAAAUUUAUUUAGUUUUUUUUUUGGUAAUUUUGGUGUUUGAGUUAUGAGUCGUAGAUUAUACAAUAUAGUACUUAAUAGUGUUAAUAGAAAUUUUUAGCUACUGUAAGAUCGACUUUUAUAAUUGUUUAAUCGUCUGUAA
Molecule: messenger RNA, 1426 nt
Organism: Zingiber officinale
Lineage: Eukaryota; Viridiplantae; Streptophyta; Magnoliopsida; Zingiberales; Zingiberaceae
Exons: 3
Coding region: 39-1166 (375 amino acids)
Source: RefSeq, a predicted model, not a curated record